This is a messenger RNA of Callithrix jacchus (white-tufted-ear marmoset), 850 nucleotides long. It is a transcript of the gene MPC2, whose product is annotated as mitochondrial pyruvate carrier 2. NCBI's taxonomy places the organism in Eukaryota, Metazoa, Chordata, Mammalia, Primates, Cebidae. Gene Ontology annotation, cellular component: mitochondrial inner membrane. Gene Ontology annotation, biological process: pyruvate import into mitochondria. The record is from RefSeq and is a predicted model, not a curated record.
CUCGCGAGAUGACGACCACCCUGGGGACUGAGGCCAGUGCGCGCCGCGGGUGCCCUCACCCUGGAAGCGUGCAUUUAGGCCAUUCUAGCUAGAUCCUUAAGUCGCUAGGGAUAAAACAGGAGUAGAGCGAGAAGAGACUCAGCCAGGGACGAGAACACAGCCACGCUCCCACCCGGCUGCCCACGGUCCCUCGGCGGCGAUGUCGGCCGCCGGUGCCCGAGGCCUGCGGGCCACCUACCACCGGCUCCUCGAUAAAGUGGAGCUGAUGCUUCCGGAGAAACUGAGGCCGUUGUAUAACCAUCCAGCAGGUCCCAGAACAGUUUUCUUCUGGGCUCCAAUUAUGAAAUGGGGGUUGGUGUGUGCUGGAUUAGCUGAUAUGGCCAGACCUGCAGAAAAACUUAGCACAGCUCAAUCCACUGUUUUAAUGGCUACAGGGUUUAUUUGGUCAAGAUACUCACUGGUAAUUAUUCCAAAAAAUUGGAGUCUGUUUGCUGUUAAUUUCUUUGUGGGGGCGGCAGGAGCCUCUCAGCUUUUUCGCAUUUGGAGAUAUAAGCAAGAACUAAAAGCUGAAGAACACAAAUAAAAGAGUUCCUGAUCACCUGAGCAAUCUAGAUGUGGACAUAACCAUGGGGACCUAGUUUCUUAUUUGGUUAUUGAUAAGGCUAAGCUAACUGUGAGUUUGGAAGGCACAAUAAAACUAAUUAACUGUAACUAGCAGCUGGUGCUUGAUUCAGCAACAAAAUAAGGCAAACUUUUAAUAGCAGUCUCUCUUUACAUGACUUAAGGAACUUACCUGUGGAUAUCAGUAACAUUUUUUCACCAUUUGUCCACAAUAAACGGUACUUGCCCA